Messenger RNA from Acomys russatus (golden spiny mouse), 1978 nucleotides. It is a transcript of the gene Carnmt1, whose product is annotated as carnosine N-methyltransferase 1. Gene Ontology annotation, molecular function: S-adenosylmethionine-dependent methyltransferase activity. The coding region runs from base 16 to 1218 and encodes 400 amino acids. The transcript is spliced from 8 exons. Lineage: Eukaryota; Metazoa; Chordata; Mammalia; Rodentia; Muridae. The record is from RefSeq and is a predicted model, not a curated record.
UGGGCCGCGGCGGCGAUGCAGCGACGGCGGCGCGCUCCGCCCGCGUCCCAGCCGCCCCAGGACGGCGGGCGCGGCGAGGAUGUGGAGGUGCAGUUCUCCUCCGGGUGUUUGGGCUCGGCCGCUCCUGCCGGGCCCCCGGCGCGCGGCACCACCGAGGACGAGGAGCGGCUGGAGCGCGAGCACUUCUGGAAGGUCAUCAACGCGUUCCGCUACUACGGCACCAGUAUGCAUGAACGAGUGAACCGAACAGAAAGACAGUUCCGAUCACUUCCAGAUCACCAGCAGAAGCUGCUUCCUCAGUUUCCUCUUCACUUGGACAAGAUCCGGAAAUGCAUUGACCAUAAUCAGGAAAUACUGCUGACCAUUGUGAAUGAUUGCAUUCAUAUGUUCGAAAAUAAAGAAUAUGGAGAAGAUGGCAAUGGGAAGAUUAUGCCAGCAUCGACAUUUGAUAUGGAUAAGUUAAAAUCUACACUGAAACAGUUUGUAAGAGACUGGAGUGAAACCGGGAAAACAGAAAGAGACGCCUGCUAUAAGCCAAUCAUUAAAGAAAUCAUAAAAAAUUUUCCAAAAGAGAGAUGGGAUCCUUCUAAAGUAAAUAUUCUGGUACCUGGUGCUGGACUAGGAAGAUUGGCCUGGGAAAUAGCUAUGCUAGGUUAUGCUUGUCAAGGAAAUGAAUGGAGUUUUUUUAUGCUCUUUUCUUCCAACUUUGUACUCAACAGAUGUUCUGAAAUUAACAAAUAUAAACUUUAUCCCUGGAUCCAUCAGUUUAGCAAUAAUCGGAGAUCAGCUGAUCAGAUUCGACCCAUUUUUUUCCCUGACGUUGACCCCCAUAGUCUUCCUCCUGGUUCUAACUUUUCCAUGACAGCAGGAGACUUUCAGGAGAUUUACUCAGAAUGCAAUACCUGGGACUGUAUUGCCACCUGUUUCUUCAUAGACACAGCUCACAAUGUAAUUGAUUACAUUGAUACAAUAUGGAGAAUACUCAAGCCAGGUGGAAUUUGGAUAAAUCUUGGUCCUCUUCUAUACCAUUUUGAAAAUCUGGCAAAUGAACUUUCUAUAGAAUUGAGCUAUGAGGAUAUUAAAAACGUUGUUCUGCAGUAUGGAUUCCAGCUAGAGGUGGAAAAAGAAUCUGUAUUGUCAACAUAUACUGUGAAUGAUCUCUCUAUGAUGAAAUACUACUAUGAAUGUGUUUUGUUUGUGGUCCGGAAGCCACAAUAAUGGUCUUAAGUGAUAUUUCCCAGAAAAAAAAAAGUUUAAUGAGAAUAAAUGCCGAAAUAAACAACUCACAGUCGACUCAACUAUCAGUGACAACAGGACACAACCUCAAAUCAGUGGUGCCUUCUUAUUCCUAACAAAAUUUAGAAAUAGUGUCUAUUUUCUUAAUGAUGUCUAUCGCUUUUUUCCAGAAAUAUACUAUACCAUGCAGAUUUAUACUGCACAACUUCAAAAACAUGAAGAAAGUAUCUCCCAUGCAGAUAUAUAGUGGAGGAAAUAUCUUAAAAGUACUUUUUUCUUUGAAGCCCAGAAUUGUCUGUCUUUAAGAAAAUAAACCUAAAUUCCAGUAUUCAUGAAGCUUUUGCAAGUCUGCCGUGUUAAUGAUUGAUUGUCUAAAGUCCGUAAACAUCUCCUUCUUGGAUUCUGCAUUGCCUGUGUUGUGUUUAGCAGAGGCUAAGGAUCCUCUGUUAUAUUCAGCAUCUGGAACUGGAACUUUGUUCUCAUUGGACCUAAGUCAGCUAUACUCACAGGAUUUUGAAACUAUUCUUUCAUUAUUAAAAUUAGUUUUUUAAAAAUUCAGCUGAAUAAGCAUCAAAUAUGUCAUGUAUGAAAUGCUAAUUCAGUUUUAUUACAGGUGAAAUUUCAAUGAAAUACAGUAACAGAAAAAUUCAGUCUUUUUCCAUGCUAAACUGAAUCUUGUAUUAAUUCGUGGAUUCUUUUGAAAUGUGUAAGAGAAACAUUCAGAGCCACAAAAGCAUUUUUU